Messenger RNA from Hemisphaericaspora subhashii, 948 nucleotides. It is a transcript of the gene LSP1, whose product is annotated as lipid-binding protein. Gene Ontology annotation, molecular function: lipid binding. Gene Ontology annotation, cellular component: plasma membrane; eisosome filament. Gene Ontology annotation, biological process: endocytosis; negative regulation of protein kinase activity; eisosome assembly. The record is from RefSeq and is a predicted model, not a curated record. The transcript has a single exon. Lineage: Eukaryota; Fungi; Ascomycota; Pichiomycetes; Serinales; Debaryomycetaceae. Bases 1 to 948 code for a protein of 315 amino acids.
AUGCAUAGAACUUAUUCAUUGAGAUCUCAAAGAGCACCAACUGCUUCUCAAUUGCAAUCUCCACCCCCACCACCAUCAUCUACCAAAUCUAAAUUCUUUGGUAAAGGAUCAAUUACUCAUAGUUUCCGUAAACAAGCAGCUGGAGCAUUAGGUCCAGAAUUAGCCCGUAAAUUGGCUAUUUUAAUUAAGAUGGAAAAGAAUUUAAUGAGAUCAAUUGAAAUUACUGCUAGAGAACGUAAAGAUGUUGCUAAACAAUUAUCAAUUUGGGGUGAAUCAAAUGAUGAUGAUAUUAGUGAUAUUACUGAUAAAUUAGGAGUAUUAAUUUAUGAAAUUGGAGAAUUAGAAGAUCAAUUUAUUGAUAGAUAUGAUCAAUAUAGAAUCACUUUGAAAUCAAUUAGAGAUAUUGAAGGUAGUGUUCAACCUUCAAGAGAACGUAAACAAAAAAUUACUGAUCAAAUUGCUUAUUUAAAAUAUAAAGAUCCUCAAUCUCCAAAAAUUAAUGUUUUAGAACAAGAACUAGUUAGAGCUGAAGCUGAAUCAUUAGUUGCUGAAGCUCAAUUAUCUAAUAUUACUCGUGAGAAAUUAAAAACCGCAUUUAAUUAUCAAUUUGAUUCAAUUAGAGAACAUUCUGAAAAAAUUGCCCUUAUUGCUGGUUAUGGUAAAGCUUUAUUGGAAUUAUUAGAUGAAAGUCCUGUUACACCAGGUGAAACAAGACCUGCAUAUGAUGGAUAUGAAGCAUCUAAACAAAUUAUUAUUGAUGCUGAAAAUGCAUUAGCUUCUUGGACAUUUGAUUCUGCUGCUGUUAGACCAACCCUUUCUUUGGCUGCUGGUGAUGAAGAAGGUGAAGAAGUUUAUGAUGAUGAUGAAGCUUUAGCUAAUGAAGCAGAAAAUUUAAGAGUAACUGAAGAAGAAUGGAAUAAAGCUGAAGGUAAUCUUGCCACUGCGUAA